This is a messenger RNA of Neopelma chrysocephalum (saffron-crested tyrant-manakin), 378 nucleotides long. Its product is annotated as cathelicidin-B1-like. The transcript is spliced from 3 exons. NCBI's taxonomy places the organism in Eukaryota, Metazoa, Chordata, Aves, Passeriformes, Pipridae. The annotation marks the transcript as partial. The record is from RefSeq and is a predicted model, not a curated record. Gene Ontology annotation, biological process: defense response to Gram-positive bacterium; antimicrobial humoral immune response mediated by antimicrobial peptide; innate immune response. Gene Ontology annotation, cellular component: extracellular region. Gene Ontology annotation, molecular function: lipopolysaccharide binding.
AUGGGGCUGUGCCGGGUGCUUGCGCCGCUGCUGCUGCUGCUGGGGCUGGUGGGAGCUUCCACGGAUGGAUCCACAGUGGUGUGGGACGGAUCCAUCCCAACGUCCUCGCCGGGAUCCGGGACCGUGAGCUACGAGGCCGCGGUGGCGGCGGCCGUGGAGCUGCUCAACUCCAGGGCCGUCAGUCCCUACGUGCUGCGGCUGCGGGAGGCCCAGCCCCGGCCAGGAUGGCCCUGGGACCUGCGGAGCCGGCAGGAGCUGAGCUUCACCCUGGAGGAGACCACGUGCCGGAGCCCGGGAACGGCCACCACGGGCUGCAGGAGCCGCUGGCUCGGGGCGCUGACCUGGUGCCAGGGCUCCGUGUUCCUGGAGGAGCAGCAG